GCAAACUUCAAAUUUAUUUGGUGUUCGGGUGCAGCCGGGCGGAUCCACCAGAGCUUUGCCCAAGGUGCCAAGCUGCUGCCUGAGGCUGAAAUUAACCCCACCAUAACAUUUUGAGGGUCCCGCUCCCCUCAUGCUCAGGUCGGGUAGCCAUCGCAAACUGAGGUCCCCCUACUUCUGUACAAAUUCGAGAACCACCACCGACUUCGCACACCCGAGCACCUCCACGCCGCUUUCCGUCUUACGAAUCUCUUAGACCUUUCCGCGACAAAUCAGUAAAGAUGGCCGACUUCCAGGGAAUUGCGAAGCAGUUCGUCGAUCACUACUACUCCACCUUCGACGCAAACCGCGCGCAGUUGGCCGGUCUCUACAGGGACAACUCGAUGCUCACUUUUGAGAGCGCUCAGUCGCUCGGCACUAACGCCAUCGCCGAGAAGCUCACGAGCCUCCCCUUUCAGAAGGUUAUACACAAAAUCAGCACUCUGGAUGCGCAGCCUACCGCUACCGGCGGCAUCAUUAUCCUCGUGACCGGCCAGCUUCUCGUCGAUGACGGGGAACACCCCCUCUCUUACACGCAGACUUUCCACCUCACCCAGGAUCCCGCCGGCGCGUGGUUCGUUUUCAACGACCUCUUCAAGUUGAUUAUGGGUUAAGCGGGUCAACCAUCUUGCGACGACUCCUCGUGACGAGCUGAGGCUCAUGAUGGAACGCCUACAUGAUUAGAUGGGCUAUUGAGCCUGGGUCGGGCGAGGAUGCCGGAAGACGGGAACCGCGGCGCUUCGUCCUCGCUUCUGGUGUCGUCGAAGCGACAAAGUGUUUUGGCUGGCGCGAGUAGAACGAUCUACGGCAACGGAAGUCCUUGGUGGCUUUAGCUUGGGUUAAUACCAGAUGGAGUUCUGAACCACAGUCCGGCCUGAUCAGCCGGGUCCGAUAUGGCCGGUGCGAUGUGUUGUUGAUUCGUUGACUCGUUGCCUUUGAGCGUCUGCGGUUGCGGCGUCUGCUGCCGCGUCAUUGUCUCUCGUUAGUCUGCAGAUCCUCCCCUCCUCCCCAAUAGGUGUCUUCUCUUUUGAGACAGCAGAGUGGUCUGGCUAGCCAUUGCCCAGCUUGGUAUCUUCGAUCGUUGAUGCGUGACGCG
Molecule: messenger RNA, 1132 nt
Organism: Chaetomium fimeti
Lineage: Eukaryota; Fungi; Ascomycota; Sordariomycetes; Sordariales; Chaetomiaceae
Exons: 6
Coding region: 279-650 (123 amino acids)
Biological process (GO): protein import into nucleus
Cellular component (GO): nuclear pore central transport channel
Molecular function (GO): nuclear import signal receptor activity
Source: RefSeq, a predicted model, not a curated record